Messenger RNA from Oryza brachyantha (malo sina), 1769 nucleotides. Its product is annotated as UDP-glycosyltransferase 73E1-like. Gene Ontology annotation, molecular function: UDP-glycosyltransferase activity. The transcript has a single exon. The record is from RefSeq and is a predicted model, not a curated record. NCBI's taxonomy places the organism in Eukaryota, Viridiplantae, Streptophyta, Magnoliopsida, Poales, Poaceae. Bases 26 to 1477 code for a protein of 483 amino acids.
AAAAAAAAAGCUUGCAGGAAAAAGAAUGGCUUCCGCCGGCGCCGAGCGCACCAAGAAGAAGCUGCGAGUCCUGCUCAUGCCCUUCUUCGCCACAAGCCACAUCGGCCCAUUCACCGACCUCGCCGUCCGCCUCGCCGCUGCCAGGCCGGACAUCGUCGAGCCCACCCUCGCCGUUACGCCGGCGAACGUCCAGGUCGUCCAAUCAGCUCUCGCGCGGCACGGCUCCGCGGCGAGCGGCGUGGUCAGCAUCGCCACGUACCCGUUCCCCGAAGCCGCCGGCCUCCCGCCGGGUGUCGAGAACCUCUCCACUGCCGGCGCCGAAGGGUGGCGCGUUGACGCCACCGCCGUCGAUGAAGCGCUCACCCGGCCGGCGCAGGAGGCGCUCAUCAGGGAGUUGUCCCCCGACGCCCUCAUCUCGGACCUCCACUUCGUCUGGAACGUCGACAUCGCCGGGGAACUCGCCAUGCCCUGCGUUCGAUUCAACGUCAUCGGUUUGUUCUCCGUACUCGCCAUACACCUCGCCAUUGCCGCCGUUCACGACCCCGAUUCAGAGGAGAUCACCAUCUCUGGGUUUCCGGGGAUGGAGCUACGGAUCCCGAGGUCCGAGUUGCCGGAUUUCUUGACCACCCGUUCGGACGUUGACUCGGAUCUCAAGUGGGAGCAAGCGAACACGAGGUGUCACGGCAUCGCUGUGAACUCGUUCUUGUUUCUGGACCAACCAUACUGCGAGAAGUUCAUCAGCAGCGGCUUCGCGAAGCGUGCCUACCACAUCGGGCCCCUCUGCCUGCCGCAGCCACCGGCCAUGGCCAGCGUCGGCGAAAGCUCGUGCAUCAGCUGGCUGGACUCGAAGCCGAGGCAGUCGGUGCUGUACAUAUGCUUCGGCACGUUUGCUCCCGUGUCGGAGGAGCAGCUCGAUCAGCUGGCUCUCGGGCUGGAAGCAUCCGGCGAGCCGUUCUUGUGGGCGGUGAGGGCUGACGGGUGGUCGCCGCCGGCGGGGUGGGCGGAACGCGUCGGGAGCAGGGGAUUGCUGGUCAAAGAUUGGGUCCCGCAGACGGCGAUACUCGCCCACCCGGCGACGGCGGCGUUCUUGACGCACUGCGGCUGGAACUCGCUGCUGGAGGGCGUGAUGGCCGGCGUCCCGUUGCUGACAUGGCCGCUGGUGUUCGAGCAGUUCAUCACGGAAAGGCUGGUCAUGGACGUCCUGCGGGUAGGGGAGAGGGUGUGGGACGGGCCACGGAGCGUGCAGUACAGGAAGGCGGCGCUGGUGCCGUCGGCGGCGGUGGCACGGGCCGUGGCCACGUUCUUGAAGCCUGGAGGGACAGGGGACGCGGCGAGGAUCAGGGCGCAGGAGCUCGCCGCCAUGGCUCACGCGGCCGUGGCGGAAGGUGGCUCGUCGUACAGUGAUCUGCGCAGACUCAUCGACGAUCUGGUCGAAGCAAGGGCGGUCGCCGGCGCGGCUGCGAAGCAUCCUCACUAGUCUGGAACUGUAUACAUGCUGUCACUGGCUCUGGUUGCACCCUACCGAAUAAUUAACUUUUCGCCCCUUUUACUAUCUUUGAUAACAGAUUUGUCACUGAACGCACGUGUCAUAGGUAUACGAGGAUCCACAUGUUAUAAAUAGACAGCGACAAAUCUGUUAUCAUUCAAUCUUAAGAGUGACAAAUAGUUAAAUGUCCUGUACCCUACGAGUGCGAGAUAAAACCAGUUUAUUUCUAAGUACAAUGUUGAUACAUUCUGUUCCAGACUCCCUGUUCAUUUCACUAUGUUUA